Peronospora farinosa is the source of this 1494-nucleotide messenger RNA. The record is from the annotation of a GenBank genome assembly. NCBI's taxonomy places the organism in Eukaryota, Oomycota, Peronosporomycetes, Peronosporales, Peronosporaceae.
AUGACCAAAGUAAGUGUCAAGUGGGGCAAGCAAGUAUUCCAGGACGUCAUUGUGAACAAAGAAGCUUCCGUUGCGGUACUUAAAGCACAGCUCUAUGACCUCACAUCUGUACCAGUGGAUCGUCAAAAGCUCAUGUCGAAAGCAUGGAAAGGAAUGCUUAAAGACGACGUCAAUCUUUCGACAUUGGAAAAAUUUAUCGAUGGUACAAGUGUGAUGCUCAUGGGUUCAGCUGAAGUCGUACAAAAGCCUACAGAACCGGUUCUCUUUCUUGAAGACAUGACGACUAAGGAUAUUGCUAUGACGGGUACCGUGUACCCUGCAGGACUUGUCAAUUUGGGCAAUACAUGUUAUAUGAAUGCUACAUUGCAGUGUUUACGUCCAGUGAAGGAAUUACGUGACGCAUUGACGUCACAAUCUGGUCAAACCUCCGUGGACUUGACGAGUCAUUUUUCUACUGCAUUGAGGGACAUGUAUGGUCAAUUGGAUGGCAGUGUUGAGAGUAUCACUCCUGCCAUGUUUGUAUCGGUACUGCGUCGUGCUUAUCCGCAGUUUGCUCAGCAAUCACCUCGUAGUGGAGGUUAUAUGCAACAAGAUAGUGAAGAGUUUCUGUCAACACUGUUUUCGACGCUGCAGCAAACGUUGACGCAGCCAACAAGUGGACUCAAGUCACUUGGACCGACGUCCAAUGUCGUGGAUGCACUGUUUGGACUGGAAAUGAACGAGAAAAUUGAGUGUACGGAGAGUGAGAUGGAAGAAGUUGUUGUGAAGAAGGAAAAGGCACUUAAACUGGUCUGCAACAUUACUAUUGAGACCAAUCAUUUGUCCGAAGGCAUUAAGAUUGGACUGGAAGGGACGAUUGAGAAAUACUCAGACGUGUUGGGACGUAAUGCCGUAUGGAAGAAGACGCUGCGGAUAAACCGAUUGCCCAAAUACCUGUGUGUGCAGUUCAUGCGCUUCUACUGGAAGGCAACGCCAGAGAGCCGUGACCACACUGGUGUUAAGUGUAAGAUGCUGAGACCUAUCAGCUUCCCUAUGACGCUAGACGUCUACGAUUUCUGCUCCGAUGAUCUGAAGGCGACAAUGAAGAUUUCGCGUGACAGAAAUGCUGAGAAGAUUCUGAAUGAAUUCAAGGAGAAGGAGGGUGAAGCUGAGGAAAAAAAGGAGGCAGAUGAAGACAACGUCAUGGACGGUCUUUCUCAGGAAGAUAAAGCUGCUCUUGAGACUGCAUGCGCUCUUUCACUGGGUGCCAAGUCGCCUGGUAUUGAUCUUCCCGUCGAUUUCCAAGGAAACUACGAGCUAUACGCAAUUCUGACGCACAAGGGCCGUUCUGCCGACUCCGGUCACUACAUGGCUUGGGUGCGCCACGAAGGAGAUGACUGGUAUUGCUACGAUGAUGACGACGUGUCGCCGUGCAAGACAGAAGACAUCAUGAAGCUCAAAGGCGGAGGUGAUUGGCACAUGGCGUACCUUGCUUUCUACCGUGCCAAAAAGUAA